Arvicola amphibius (Eurasian water vole) is the source of this 1463-nucleotide messenger RNA. It is a transcript of the gene Ccdc174, whose product is annotated as coiled-coil domain containing 174. The record is from RefSeq and is a predicted model, not a curated record. The transcript has 11 exons. Gene Ontology annotation, cellular component: nucleus. Bases 75 to 1454 code for a protein of 459 amino acids. Lineage: Eukaryota; Metazoa; Chordata; Mammalia; Rodentia; Cricetidae.
GUGGGGCGGGCUCAUAAGGCCUGACAGAGGCGGCGGGGAGGCUAGGCGCUGGGACCGGGUCUACUGGCGGCACGAUGGACCGAAAGAAAAAACCUUUGGACGUUACAGCCUCCUCGUUGGUAGAUCUUAAGGCUGAGCUCUUCCGAAAACAAGAAGAAUUCAAACAAGAAAAACUUCUAAAAGAUUCUGGAGUCUUUGGAAAACCAAAGACAACUAAUAAGAAGCCAAGUAUCUGGACCAAGCAGAAUGCUGGUGUUUCCAGUCGAGCAGAGAAGGAUGCAGAACAGAAGCUUGAAGAGCAGAAGACUUUAGACAAAGCAAGGGAAAAAUUGGAAGAAAAGGCCAAAUUAUAUGAAAAGAUGACUAAAGGAGACUUUCCAGAUGAGGAAAUGGAGGACAUGUACCUUGUGGAUUUCACACAGAAGAUCAUAGACAAGCGAAAGGAAAUGGAGGUGCUUGGUGCUACUAGAGAGUCUGGAAAUGCAGAAGAGAGAGAUGAUGAUGAAGAGUUUUCUGAAAAAGACAUACCUCCUCCCCAAGACCCCAGCGAGGAGUGGGUGGAUUACGUGGACUCUUUGGGUCGAUCCCGACGCUGCAUGAGAAAGGAUUUACCAGAUCUAUUGGAGAUGGAUAAAAAUCUUCAGGGAAGACUUUUCGUUAGUCCUGCUAAUGAAAAAACUUUAUUAUCUGAAGACAUGAGGAAAGAACUUCAGCGCCAGCAAUGGGAAGAAGAAGAAAGGGAGGCUCUGAAAAAGCCAAUGGGGCCUAUCCAUUAUGAAGACAUUAGGGAAAAUGAGGCCCGACAACUUGGUGUUGGGUAUUUUGCCUUUGCCAAAGACAAAGAAUUGAGAAACAAGCAAAUGAAAACUUUAGAGAUGCUUCGUGAACAGACAACAGAUCAGAGAAUAAAACGAGAAAACAUAAAGGAAAAGCGAAAGGCUAUGUUAGAAGCAAGACUUGCCAAACUUCGACAAAAAAAGAUUAAAAAAUCAAAGGAAGAUGGGACUGAAGAAGAAAAUAGAGGUGGAGAUGUUACUGUGCUUUUGCCAUCAGAACCAAAGGCUGUACCUGCUCCACCUCCGGUGGCCCCGAACAGCAAGGUCGAAGUCAUCAUCCAGGAGCGGAAGGACACCAAGCCUGGCGUGCCACACAUCCGAGAGUGGGACCGAGGAAAAGAAUUUUCUUUUGGGUACUGGUCGAAGAAGCAGUCAGAACUCCGGGCUGAACGAGAUCCUGAGUUUGCCCCACCAUCGAAUUACUUUGUGGGUCAAAAGAGAACUGGUGCUUUGAGUAGCCAGCCGUGGAGCAAGCCGGCACCGGCACCAAGCGACUCGGGGCACGGCUCUGGCUCGUCACACACAUCUGCUUCUGCCUCUGAAAGCCCACCACAGGCGUCCACAGUCACUUUCCAGACCCUAGAUGAUAUGAUAUCUUACUAUAAACAAGUCACAUGACCUUGAAAA